UGCUUGCUUUGUAAGUACCGAAUCAGAAGUCUCCUCCUUAGAAAAGAAACAUCACGAGGGUACGUCCUAGCUAAGCGCUCUUCCGGACUUUCAACGUCGGUGAUGCUGUAGCAGACACAUACUGUUGGUCGCUUUCGACAGCCCUGGUAUGUUUUAUAAGAUGGCCUGUAGGCGUUCAGAGGGGUCCGCGAUAAGGAAUGUAAUUCUGUCGUUAUUGAGGCCCAAGAACCCGCGGCAGGGAAUUGGAAAUGGACGACGGAUGGAAGGGCUGAGAAAUGUGCACGUAGAUCACAAGCUGAAUCGAGCAGCCUGCACCACUCAUUCUUACUCCAAGGUGCCUCCGAUUCCAGCUUGGAAACCAGUGGGAGAAACUCCGCUUUCUCUGGUAUAUAGUGUCUCACCGGACCUGGUGGAUCGAAUGGAGCGCUUGGCACUUGUAGACUUUGGGAACCAUGAGGGUGUAGUCCGCCUCCAGUGUGCCAUCACAUUCGCCGAGCAGCUGCAUGUAGUCGACACAGAGGGGGUAGAGCCCAUGGACUCUGUGCUUGAAGACAUGCAAUUGUACCUGCGGGUUGACAGAGUCAUCGAAGGGAACUGUGCUGAAGUGCUGCUUAGUUUACCUACAAAGAUAGUGGAGGAGUUUUAUGUUGCCCCACCAGAAAGGCCGAGAUGUUGCAGCCGUGAAGAACGGCCAGACGGAUGUAGAAAGAGCACACUUUCGGGUCCAUUUCUUCCCUCUGCUGACCCGUGAUAACGUUAUGCUCCCAGAAUCCACCACAACUGUCCCAGCAUUCCUCACGCUUAAUAUCCAGUCCGCCAACAUAAAAUGUCCAUCCUCCCUCCCUUCAAUGUCUUGAGUUUUGGAAAAAAAAACAAUUGACGAAUUUACUUUGCAGUAUACGGGGCUAAAAACCCCAAACCUU
Molecule: messenger RNA, 923 nt
Organism: Polypterus senegalus (gray bichir)
Lineage: Eukaryota; Metazoa; Chordata; Cladistia; Polypteriformes; Polypteridae
Gene: gatc
Product: glutamyl-tRNA amidotransferase subunit C
Exons: 5
Coding region: 149-751 (200 amino acids)
Biological process (GO): regulation of translational fidelity; glutaminyl-tRNAGln biosynthesis via transamidation; mitochondrial translation
Cellular component (GO): mitochondrion; glutamyl-tRNA(Gln) amidotransferase complex
Molecular function (GO): glutaminyl-tRNA synthase (glutamine-hydrolyzing) activity
Source: RefSeq, a predicted model, not a curated record